AUAAAUUAAAUAUUGCUUAAAAUUCCGUUAAUGGAACGGAGUAUUUAUUGUAACUUUGCCAUGAGGAAGAACAAGCGUUAUAUAUCCGAUAAUAUACGAUUCCAAUUUGCUUUGCGAAAUUAUUUGGUGUUCAAAAAUUGAGGGAGCGAAUUAAAUUUUGUAUUUACUUUAAAAAUUAUUAAAUUUUACUAAAUUCGACGUUUAACGUCGUCGUAUUCUAAGCACAGUUCCAAUAAUUCAGCCAUAAUGGAAUCGGUGCUUUUCGCUAACAUAAAAAAGUUAUAUGCUAAUGAGUUGUAUUCUUGUGUUAUACCGGCCGCUAGUUUGCUAAAUACACUUUUGCAAAAUGAGCGCAAUGUUGCUACACCCGAAAUGGAAUAUCAAGUGCUGCUCUUCAGCGGUAAUGCUCACUAUCAUGAACGGAAUUAUCGUUUGGCCAGCAAACAGUAUGAAGCCGCAUUACUAAUGCGCAAAACUAUGUUGCGCUUUAAGAAUACCCAGAUAGUUAGUAUUGAGAUAACACAUGAACAAUUUAGUGAGCUUGAGACGCGUUACCGUCUCGCUAGAUGCUAUAGGGAACUUGGUGAGGACCACAAGGCCAUAAGCACACUACACGCCUUGCCCUUGAAAACUCGCACUUCCAAAGUGAAUAUGCUAUUGGCGCAACUUUGCCAUUAUGGGCAAAAUGUUGAUAAUGUGGAAGCUGUAGCAGCUUAUAAAGAAGUAUUGGGUGAUUGUCCCAUGGCAUUGGUGGCUAUAGAAGCGUUGUUGAUGUUGGGCGUGGAUGGCAUAGAGGUUAAUUCAUUGGUGGUUAAUGCUAGUACGGUGCCCAAGCACAUUGAUUGGUUAAGCAGCUGGAUAAAGGCACACGCUCAGCUUUAUGGACGCGAUCAUUUAGAAGCAUCAAAAACAUUUCAAGCCAUUAACGACAACACAAAAUUUCACCAAAACUCCUAUUUACUCACUUUGAUCGGCAAAAGUCUUUAUUAUUAUGGGCGUUAUAUGCAAGCGCAACAAUAUUUAGAGACUGCACUUAUGGUAAAUCCACAUAAUACGGAUGCUUUAAUGCCGUUAGCUGUCGUUUAUGAAUAUAAUCAGAAAUUAUCUGAAUUAGAUAAACUUGCCGCACAAAUUGGCAAUAUAAAAGAGCUAAACUCUGAGCAUUGGUUUGUUGUCGCCGAAAGUUGUUACGCCGCAGGGCAGAUAGUGAAGGCUAUUUCUUUUGCAAAGAAAGCAAUCGAGUUGGACGAACGCAACAUCGAGGCGCAAUUACUACGUGGUCGUAUUUGCUUGCAACUAAAACAAGGUGUUGAAGCAAUCUCUUAUUUUCGCACCGCACAAUGCAUUGCCAGUUACCGCUUUGAGGUAUAUAAAGGUCUAUAUCAUUGCUAUGUAAGCAGAAAGCGACGAGACGAAGCACAGGCAAUGUGUGCAUUAGCCGUGCGUUAUUUUCGCAAUUCACCUCGCAGUUAUGUGAUGUUUGCGCGUGUUUUACUACAUUCCAAUAAUCCAUUGGCAAAGAAAAGCGCUAAGAAAUUCUUGGCCAAAGCGUUAGAAAUCGAUGAGCAUUAUGCCGUCGCUGUAGCACUUAUGGCAGAUGUGUGUCAAGCAAAUGGAGAAACGCAAGAAGCCAGCGCUAUGUUGAAAAAGCAAGUUUUAUCGUUUCCUAAUCCCUCAUAUUUCAGCAUGUUGGGUGAUUUGCGUCGCACCGCCAGAGAUUUGGACGGUGCACUUGAGUAUUAUACAAUCGCAUUGAGUCUUGAGCCUAACGAUCGUCACGCAUUAAAAGGUGUGAAAGCAUUAACACGCGGCGGUGAUAAACAAGACCAAGAUACUUCGCUUAUGAUAUCACGUCUACGUGACGAAGAAUGGCAAAUUGAUGAAGAAGCAGAAGAGUCCUCAUCACAUGAUGAAGACGAUUCAGAUACAUACUCCGAACCAUUUUGGCAAGAUUUGGAAUCUGAAGUGAUUAAUUAGUGCAUUUCGAGGUUUGUAAGAUUUUUUAUUUCAUUAUACAUUAUUUGGUAAAAAUAUGACGCUAAAAGCGUAUUUAACCCAGAAAAGAAUAGAAUAUUUAGCCCAAGUAUAGUAGAUUUUUAUCAUUCUAAUUUUUAAUCUAAUGCCGAAAAGUACGUAUUAAAUGCCGUGUUAAUUUAAGCGCUAUAAUAUUUGAAAAAUGUUCGUAUAUUUAUUUGGACAAAAAACAUAUACAAUUAUAAAUAACAUGUGUGAUUUUCAACACCUACGA
Messenger RNA from Bactrocera latifrons, 2248 nucleotides. RefSeq names its product anaphase-promoting complex subunit 7 (gene APC7). Gene Ontology annotation, biological process: cell division. The transcript is spliced from 4 exons. Gene Ontology annotation, molecular function: protein binding. The record is from RefSeq and is a predicted model, not a curated record. Bases 247 to 1977 code for a protein of 576 amino acids. NCBI's taxonomy places the organism in Eukaryota, Metazoa, Arthropoda, Insecta, Diptera, Tephritidae.